ACCCCUCAAUCAGUUCUGGACAGUUCCUGGAAGCUUGCUCAACUCUACUCCUUCACUGGCUAUUCCAUCCUUCAUUUUUCCAAGUCAGAUCUUCGCCCCUUUUUUUCCUCUUCUGAGUGGGGUAGUUCCUGUGCUGUGUACCAUUCCUACAAUUGGCUGAAUUUCUGCCAUUUGGCCAUUAUUUUUCCUUUUGUUUUCUUUUGGCCUGAGAUUUCUUCAUCUCCUUUUGUUUUAACUUUCCCCUUUUUUCCAUUGGUUGUUUUGUGGCUCGUCUCUCUUUUCAUCUCGUUGGCUGUGUUUUCGCUCUUGUCGUCUGUUACCCACACCAUGGCCCGUCCUCUGGCUCUGGAGCCGAUAAGAGGGCAUUUGGGUGUUAAGAGUUCCCUAAAUGGGAGUGCAGACUUUGACAGACUUAGUUUUAUGGGGGAACAGCAUCCUCCACCUCCCCUCCACAGUUACCUGUGGCUAACAAUCCUCACCUGCUUCUGCCCCGCGUACCCAGUCAACAUUGUAGCUCUGGUCUUUUCAGUACUGUCCAGGAAAAGUUAUGAGUUGCAAGACUAUGACGGCUCGCGACGACUCGGUCAGAAAGCUCUCCAAGUGGCCAUCGCCUCCAUCAUCAUCGGCCUCCUCAUCAUCGCCAUAUUUAUCAUCGUUCACUUCACCACGUAUAAAUUGUAGAAGAGUUGCGCGGUAUGCCUGGAAAAAGCCAAACAAAGUAAAAGUCGCUCUCAAAGACAUGGACUAUGGACACCUCUCUGAAUGGACUAUGACAAGGGUUCUGGGGCCCCGGAUUUGGCAGUAAUCUCCAUCCUCAAGAAUGGGAUUCCACUCCAGGUGUGGUAUCCAUCUUUUCUUGCCGUCACACAUGCUCCACACCCAGCCUUUCUACUCUUUUAUCUGGGAGAAGAACUUAAGAAGCAAGACUCUGCUUUUGAAAGACUGUAUGGAACACUGACCUCUGGAUCACAUGAUUACCCACAGCACAAACCUCGCGCACGCACGCACGCACACAGACACACACACAGUUUUGUAUUGCUAUCUUUGUGGGGACCAAAUAAUUGAUUCCCAUCCAAAAUCCUAUUUUCCCUCACUUCUAAAUAUAAUUCUAACCUCAACCUUAAGCCUAACCUUAACCCCAAACCCUAAAACUAUACCUAACCCUAACUCCUAACCCUAAUUGGAACACUAACCCUAAUUGCAACCCUAACGCUAAACCUAAACCCUAAAACUACAAUAGCGUUUUUCCUCGUGGGGACCAGCAAAAUGUCCCCACUUGUCUGAAUUGUCCUUGUUUUACUAUCCUUCUGGACUUCUGGUAACUUCUGGUAAAUAAACACACAUACACACAUAUUAUAAGAGGAAGAAACACCUGCCCAUUCCUGUGUGCAGUUAUUGAUAAUGUGGGCUGUUGGGCAAGUGAACAAUUACUUUUUGCAGCGGUAACUGUGUGGUCACUGUAGCACUAACAUGCUGACAAUUACUGUAUUUAUGGUGCUUUCAAGACAACCGGGAACUCUGGAAGAAUUAGGUCAAAUCAUGAUAUCAUGGAUUUUCAGGUCGGAUAGUCAGAGUUCUAGAAGGAUCCCAGAGUUUCCGAAUUGGAAUUCCGAGUUGGAUGACCAUUCAAAACUAUUUUCCCAGUCGGAGCUAUUUUUUCCCAGCUGUCUUGAAUGCACUGAACUGAAGUUGGAAGUAGGAGAUUUCCAAGUACCCAGUUGUUCUGAACGUGGCAUUAUUGUGCCACUUGGGAUGUUUGAUGUGUCAAUCACGUAACUGUCGAGUGUUUACUGUCAUAAAUGUCUUUCGCUUUUUUACUUGAUAUUACAUCUGCCAAAUAUGUACAGUGCAUUCUGAAAGUAUUCAGACCCCUUCCCUUUAUCCACAUUUUGUUAUGUUAAAGCCUUAUUAUAAAAUGUCCUCCUCAAUCUACACACAAUACCCCACUAUGACAAUACGAAACAGGUUUUAUUUUUGCAAAUGUAUUACAAACAAAAAUCAGACCUUAUUUACAUAAGAAUUCAGACCCUUUGCUAAGAGAUUCAAAAUUGAGCUCAGGUGGAUCCUGUUUCCAUUUAUCAUCCUUGAGAUGUUUCUACAACUUGAUUGGAGUCCACCUGUGGUAAAUUCUAUUGAUUGGACAUGAUUUGGAAAGGCACACACCUGUCUAUAUAAGGUCCCAUAGUUGACAGUACAUUUGAGAGCAAACACCUGUCUAUAUGAGGUCCCACAGUUGACAGUGCAUGUCAGAGCAAAACUAAGCCAUGAUGUUGAAGGAAUUCUCUGUAGAGGUCCGAGACAGGAUUAUGUUGAGUUACACAUUUAGCGAAGGGUACUAAAAGAUGUCUGCAGCAUUGAAGGUCCCCAAGAACACAGUGGCCUCCAUCAUUCUUAAAUGGAAGAAGUUUGUUACCACCAGGACUCUUUCUAGAGCUGGCUACCCGGCCAAACUGAGCAAUCUGGGGAGAAGCGCAUUGGUCAGGGAGGUGACUAAGAAUCUGAUGGUUACGCUGACAGACCUGAGUUCCUUUGCGGAGAUUGGAGAACCUUCCAGAAGGACAACCAUCUCUGCAGCACUUCACCAAUCAGGCCUUUAUGGUAGAGUGGCCAGACGGAAGCCACUCCUUAGUAAAAGGCACAUGACAGCCUGCUUGGAGUUUGCCAAAAGGCACCUAAAUGACUCUGACCAUGAGAAACAAGAUUCUCUGGUCUGAUGGAACCAAGAUUGAAAUAUUUAGCCUGAAUGCCAACCGUUACAUCUGGAGGAAACCUGGCACCAUCUCUAUGGUAAUACAUAGUGGUGGCAGCAUCAUGCUGUGGGGGUGUUUUUCAGCGGCAGGGAGAGGGAAACUAAUCAGGAUCGAAAGAUGAAUGGCGCAAGUACAAAGAGAUCCUUGAUGAAAACCUGCUUCAGAGCGCUCACGACCUCAGACUGGGAGCAGACAGUUCACCUUCCAACAGGACAACGACCCUAAGCACACAGCCAAGACAACACAGGAGUGGCUUUGGGACGAGUCUCUGAAUACCCUUAAGUGGCCCAGCCAGAGCCCGGACUUGAACCCGAUCAAACAUCUCUGGAGAGACCUGAAAAUAGCUGUGCAGCGACCUUACCUAUCCAACCCGACAGAUCUGGAGAGGAUCUACAGAGAAGAAUGGGAGAAACUCCCCAAAUACAGAUGUGCCAAGCUUGUAGCGUCAUACCCAAGAAAACUUGAGGCUGUAAUCGCUGACAAAGGUGCUUUAACAGAGUACUGAGUAAAUAAUACUCAUGUAAAUGUGAUGUAAGUUGUUUAUUAUUUUACACAUUUAAAAGCAAAAACCUGUUUUUGCUUUGUCAUUAUGGAGUAUUGUGUGUAGAUUGAUGAGGGAAAAAACGAUCGAAUCAAUUUUAGACUAAGUCUGUAACGUAAUAAAAUGUGUAAAAAGUCAAGGGGUCUGAAUAUUUUGCCAAUGCACUGUAUGUGUAGGAGUGUUUUCUUGUCAUGUAAAAAAAAAAUAAAAAAAAAUAAACAGAAUGACAGUACAGGAAUAACAACUUUAUACCGACAGAAUGUAACAUAUUAGAAUAGCUACAUAAUAAAGUUGAAUUAGUAACAAAUUUCUUUAAAAAAAACAAGAUUUGGGUUUAUGUUCAUGUUUGCCAUUGACAGGGCAUAUGAAGGGUUUAGGAGUUGUUCUGAGAGUUGUUUAGUUUUGGUCACAGAUAGCUCAGGUUGAACACAGAUGGUCUUAAUUACUGCCCACAACCUGCUCUGGCCCUCAUUCACCCAUCUCCCAUUCCCCCUGGCUCUCCCCUAGUCCCCUGCAAUCUGCCGAGUCGGAAGGAUCCUGUAGUUUGAUAUGUAACAGUAUCGCCCAUCACUGGCUAAAUAUAGGGACAGAUGUCCCCCUGUGUGCUGGUGUUGGGCUGCAUGACACGCUAGCCUGCUGUGUUCUGCCAAGUGUAGCUCACAUGGACAAGAGCUGACUCAGCUACUACCUGUUGAGUCCCACUAUCACACUGGCGCGUUUUGGACUAACCCCUUUUAAACAUUGUGUGUUUGAGCUACAGUCUUCCAGUUGUACCAUUGGAUUUGUCUAUUCUUCUGUAUCCGCUGAUACCAACCAUUAGUAUGUGUGAUUAACAGGGACUGAGUUAGAGCAGUGAUUGUGAGACAAGCGCAGAAGGGGUCCGAGGCGGGGUCAAGGGGCGGUUCUUCUCAUAAAAAACGUCUGUAGAGUCCGAAUGGUGAACUACAAACUAUUAUGAACCAUCUAUGAAGAGCUGAGACUCUGACGUUUUGCUCUAUGGCGCUCACAAGCUACACACCAGUCCUUAGAAGGUAAGGGGUUCUUCAACAUAGAAGAUCAUAGGAAAUCCCAGGAAAUAAUGUCUAUAGUACUGUAAUAAGCUCACAUAGUUGCUGUAACAAACUCCGAAAUCCACACAGUUGUCACUGACUAGUUGGACAUUCAUUACCCACCGAGUAAACAAUUUCUGUACUUACGGCAUUCUUAUAAAUUCAUUUUUUUAUUCGGUUUUUGCUUGGCAGGCCUUAUUUGUUUAUUGACAUUUGUCAAUAAAACUCAUGAAUGCAA
Molecule: messenger RNA, 4578 nt
Organism: Oncorhynchus keta (chum salmon)
Lineage: Eukaryota; Metazoa; Chordata; Actinopteri; Salmoniformes; Salmonidae
Product: transmembrane protein 233-like
Exons: 3
Coding region: 328-681 (117 amino acids)
Cellular component (GO): membrane
Source: RefSeq, a predicted model, not a curated record